AGCCAAUCCUCCUCGAACCCAGUUUGUCAGAUAACUGUCAGCGAGCACGUGUGUUUACCACGCUCAAUGUUUGCUGCUACAUAUGUGACAGCUCCAGGCUGAAGUGUUGCAUGUCUUGGAGAAUUAUUAGCAACGAUGGAAAAGUCAACUGCAAAGAUACCUGACAUAAAGGAAAUAAAGCACAAAAAGGCGAAAAAGGAUAAAGAGAAUGAUUCAAGAAGUGCAGAACCCGCUGCUCCUGAGGUCGGCGACAUCGAUGUUAGCAAGUUGAUUGAGAAGCAACAGGAAGCCUUCAAUGUAAUCGAACAGAAAAAGGAGCUGCUAGUCUCGAAUCAACUAUCCUAUUUGGAAUAUAUCGAAAUGCAAGAAGAGAUCGGGAGACUGAAUCAACUCCGCAAUAAUUUUCAGUCGAGAAUCAAUGCUUUGCGGAAGCAACGGAAAAAGAAUGAAAUGAGUGGCAGUAAGUGAUUUUAUACACAAAACUGAAGAAAAGAUAUUAACUGACUGUCGAAUAAAAGUGCAAAUUAGUUAGUGUUAAGUUUGUUUGUAGACGUAAAUUGGUAUGAAUGUGGUUGAAUCUUAAUGCUCCCAAACUUUUAGGCUAAAUAAACAUCGAUUUAAUUUCUUAUCACAUUA
Molecule: messenger RNA, 636 nt
Organism: Hermetia illucens (black soldier fly)
Lineage: Eukaryota; Metazoa; Arthropoda; Insecta; Diptera; Stratiomyidae
Exons: 2
Coding region: 136-468 (110 amino acids)
Source: RefSeq, a predicted model, not a curated record